Molecule: messenger RNA, 1676 nt
Organism: Trichosurus vulpecula (common brushtail)
Lineage: Eukaryota; Metazoa; Chordata; Mammalia; Diprotodontia; Phalangeridae
Gene: RPUSD3
Product: RNA pseudouridine synthase D3
Exons: 9
Coding region: 49-1119 (356 amino acids)
Biological process (GO): pseudouridine synthesis
Molecular function (GO): pseudouridine synthase activity; RNA binding
Source: RefSeq, a predicted model, not a curated record
UCCUCGGCGCGUGCGCGCACUCUGCUCAGGCUUCAAGUUUUUGUUAAGAUGAGGGGCCGCGUCCUGUGUCGGUUUUUGUGCCAGGGGACGAGGCUGGGACCAGGGGUCAAGGCACAGUCCCAGACCCAACAGAGUGAGACCUGGUACCAGAUGUACCUUAGGGAGUCCCAGAAGAAGAAGGGAUCCUUUCUUGGGAUGAUACAGCCGGAGAAGCUAAGCGAAAAGGAGUUGGCUGAGAUGAUGAUGACAGCUGUGCUAUUCCAUAAUGGACCUCUGGUGGCCCUGAACAAACCACAGGGACUAGCAGUGACAGGAAAACCAGGAGAACAGACUUUGCUCUCAGUCCUUCCAAAAGUAGGCCAGCACCUGGGGCUCAGUCAGGAGCUCCAUGUUGUCCGAGCUCCGGCAAAGGAGAGCUCAGGGCUUGUCCUCCUUUCCAGCUGCCCCCAGAUAACAAAAACCUUCCACAAGUUCUUCAUCCAUUCUCGAAGAGCUCAGAAACCCACAGUAACCUACUGGGCUGUAACUGUUGGGGUCCCACCUACUCCCAAAGGUGAAAUUCGAGUUGCCCUGAAGCUGGAUCGAGUUAGGGGAAUAGACCAGGUAGUCCCAGUGAAGGUCCCAUCUCGACAGUCCUUAAAGGAAGGUGUCAAGAAAACCCUGACCCACUUUUUUGUCGAGGAUACCUCAUUUGGUGCUGCUCUGGUGAAGCUCCAGCCAGUUACAGCAUUUCCUAGCCAACUUCUGGUGCACAUGGUGCUUCAGCUGUGUCCUGUGCUCGGGGAUCACGUGUACUCUGCUCGAGUUGGCAGUGUCCUAGGCGAAAACUUCCUGUUGCCAGUGGAGACCACAGUGCCUCAGACACAGGUCCUGAAUGAACUGCUCCUCCGUCACCUCCAAAUAAGUGCAAAAGAGGUGGCCCUUCUACCCCUCCACCUCCACCUUCAUCAAAUCCUUCUUCCCCAAACCUCAUUGGCCCCCAGAGUGCUCGUAGCUCCCAUGCCCGUUUUCUUCUUACAAACCCUAGAGAACUUAGGGCUCCAAACGUCAGACCAUCCCAGGAAAACUAGCCCAGACCACAUUCAAGAUGGCUCUCCAUUCAUAAAGUGUGGAAAAUGAGACACUUGUUUACUGCCUUUGGGGAAGGUCCCAGUGGUGAGGGUUGGGGAAGACAGCCUUCCUUCUUGGCUGGGAAGCAUGUGUCCAGUCUCUCCUCCAUCCUGGCCUUUUUGGCAUAAAAAAGGAAACUGGGAAGACUCUCCUGGGGACUCUGGAUCCCUGCCGAAGUUUAGGCAAGCUGACUUCGUACUGAGUAGUAGUUAGCUUUUAUAACAUUUAAAGACUGAUGGUUCCAUGUGGUGACUCCUCUCACUUAUAUUCUCCAUAGUUAGAGCCCACCUCAGGAAAUUUUCCUGAUUUUCAGCUUGAAUUUCUCCUUGCCCAUUAUGAGCCAUCCCUAUCUCCCAUUUCUGUCUCUCCUCUGUUGCCCAUGGACCAUUCCCCGCCCCGCCCCCCCCCCCCAACUGCCUUCUACUUCCUGGGCUUGACAGCUCCCAUGGAAGUGUUCCUUUAUCAUGAUCCCUGAUUAGCUUUUUCCCCACCCCUCUAUACUUUUCAGUCAGCCAGGCCUGCCAGUUUGUCCUUGAUUGCCCCAGCAGUAAACAUGACAAAACCAA